UGACUUUGCUCACUUCGGGCCGGGGCGCGGGAAGGUGCGGGUAGUCGGCGGAGAGAAGCGAGUGGCUCGGGCGACGCGGGGCCAGAAGGGCAAAACCGUCUGCCGGCCACAGCCGGGACCGUCUUCCGCUCCGCGACACGAGCCACCCUCCGGUCCUCCAUCCCCGCGCCGUCGCCGCCGGCCGGCCUGCCUCCCCGCCCUCUGUCCCCCGCCGCUGAGCCCGACCUCCAAAAAGCUGAAAGAAUUAUUAUUGAGAGUCAUAGCCCAUACCCCCCUCACUCGCUCCCCCAUCCUCAACGAAGAAAAGGACACAUCGGCUCCCGGGAAGGGAGAGCGACCUCCGCCCCGCGCCCAGGACCACCCUGGAGGAAGAAGCCGCCCCGCGGUCGGCACACCGCCCCGCCGCCGCGGAGACCCGACAGAAAAACACCCCUAUUGCUUUCUUGGGUGCCUGCCCCCAUCCCCCUCUUAAGCGGAGGGGGAGAGAAGCUUGUGUGGGAGGCAGGAUUAGGAGGAUUUAACACCCUGCAGGGGAGCUUUGCCGAGGAUCUGGUUCCGCCCCACAGCCAUCUGGCCUGGCCUGUUCUCCAGUUGAAGAAGCGAAGGUGGCAUUAUCUACUUCUGAUUUGUGUAGCAGCAUCACUGAGCAUUGUCUGGAGCCCAAGGCUGCCCACCUUACAUUUCCUACCACUGUCCUUGGCUUGUGCACGUGCCUGUGCUGGUUCUCUGCCUAGGAAAGGACGAUGCAGCUGGAGAUCAAGGUGGCCCUGAACUUCAUCAUCUCCUACCUGUACAACAAGCUGCCCCGGCGCCGGGCAGACCUGUUUGGUGAGGAGCUGGAGCGACUCUUGAAAAAGAAAUAUGAAGGCCACUGGUACCCUGACAAGCCACUGAAGGGCUCUGGCUUCCGCUGUGUCCACAUCGGGGAGAUAGUGGACCCCGUGGUGGAGCUGGCCGCCAAGCGGAGUGGGCUGGCGGUGGAGGACGUGCGGGCCAACGUGCCCGAGGAGCUGAGCGUCUGGAUCGACCCUUUCGAGGUGUCCUACCAGAUUGGUGAGAAGGGGGCUGUGAAGGUGCUCUACCUGGAUGACAGCGAGGGCUGCGUUGCCCCAGAGCUGGACAAGGAGAUCAAGAGCAGCUUCAAUCCUGAUGCCCAGGUGUUCGUGCCCAUCGGCAGCCAGGACAGCUCUCUGUCCAACUCCCCGUCACCGUCCUUCGGCCAGUCGCCCAGCCCCACCUUCAUGCCCCGCUCCGCUCAGCCCAUCACUUUUACCACCGCCUCCUUCGCAGCCACCAAGUUUGGCUCCACCAAGAUGAAGAAGGGGGGCGGGGCAGCGGGUGGGGGUGGGGGGGCCGGGGGCGGGGCAAGUGGCCAGCAGAUCCCCCAGCAGCAGCCCCGCAUGGCCCGCUCUCCCACCAACAGCCUGCUGAAGCAGAAGAGCCUCUCUCUGUCUCUGCAUUCACUGAACUUCAUCGCCACCAACCCAGCCCCUCAGUCCCAGCUCUCACCCAAUGCCAAGGAAUUCGUGUACAACGGCGGUGGCUCUCCCGGCCUCUUCUGUGAUGGGGCCGAUGGCCAGGGCAGUGGCACCCCGGCCCCCUUCGGGGGCGGUGGGGCUGGCACCUGCAACAGCAGCAACUUCGACAUGGCCCAGGUAUUUGGAGGUGGCGCCAACAGCCUCUUCUUGGAGAAGGCGCCCUUCGUGGAAGGCCUCAGCUACAACCUGAACACCAUGCAGUAUCCCAGCCAGCCGUUUCAGCCCGUCGUGCUGGCCAACUGACCGCCCACCUGCCCGUGGGGCCAGGAGCACCCAAGACCACAGAAAAGAGAAAGGAAAGGAAAGGCCAAAAAAAAGGAAAAGAGAAAUACACAAAAAGAUUUCCAAUCUUCUCACUCUAACUUCUAGAAACAAGAUCCAGCCCAGGCAUGGGGGUGGGGGGCUCCUGAAGCGCCGAAUCCUGUUUCGCUCAGCCCCCCUGCUGUUCUCCUGCCUGCCUCUGAUUUAUUUGGUUGGUUUGGGUUUUAUAUUUCUUUUUCUUUUUUUCUUUUUUUCUUUUUUACAUGUAGUUUUCUAUAUAACAUCUUUAAUUAGUGGCUUCCUGUGCUAAGAAUGGUCCAGAUGUGAAUUGCUGCUCCCUCCCUCCCUCCCUCCCUCCCUCGCACGCCUGGUUUAGGGUUGGUGUGUCCCAGCUCACAGGGAAGGAAGAACCGCGGCUGGGGCCUGGCCCUCCUCAGAAUAGGGAGAGACUGCCCCGUGUCACUGCCUUCAUCACCCAGCUGUCCUCUCACUCAAAGCCAUCCAACCUCAGCAGGCCUUCUCGGGCCCUGCCCCCCAGAUGGGUCUGACUCCAGCCCCUGCUUCGUCUCAGGCCUGGGCCCUAGGGAGCUGCCAGCUGGCCACUUGACACCCUCCCCCUAGAGCUGAAGUCUGUGACUCCAGGGAGGUUAGCACUGUGUCUGGUGUCCCUUUCAUCUCUGUCUUGUGGCCCCAUGCCACCAUUCCCACCUGGCCCAGACCAUCACCGAGGCCCUGGGGACCCAGCCAUUGGCACAUGUGGCCUCUCUCACGUAGCCCCUUCUUUCCUGGGCCCGAGCUCGUGGGUAGGGAGGUGGGGUGAGUGCAGGCGUGCGUGUGCGUGCGUGCGUGCGUGAUUUGCUCUCCUGUUUUAAAGGAUCCCGAGCCAUGUGAAACUUCCCCUCUGGGUGUGAUUCCGGGUUGCAGCAAGUGUUUAUUUAUGUGUGAGGGUGGGGAAUGCACUGGGGGUGGGUUGUCAGUCCUUUUGUGGGGUGCUUCACGUGGUGGCGCCAGACUGGGGCUGAGCCUGACGCUCCCAGAGGAAAGCACUGCACAAGGAACUGGUUUCCAGACUACGGAGGGAUCUGCACUUUUGUUUGUUUUUGACCAAAAAAAAAAAAAAAAAGGUUAGCAGUGAGGGGCUGAGGGUAUAGGCAGCCUCUGAUACCUAAGAGAAGUCCCUGGACUCGGCCCUCCUAUAGUGUGACCUUGGCCCAGGGUGGGGAGCGCUCCCCUGAGCGCCCCGGCCGGUGGGAGUUUGGGGUCCGUGCCUGGAGUGGGCAGCCCAAAGCCUUGAAUUGAGACUUUGGUCUUUGGGCUGUAGAUGUUGCUUUAAUACAUUUCUUCCCCUGCCUGCUUGGGAACCUCUUGGUACCUCUUGCCAUCCCCUCACUGCCCGACCCAGGCCCACUGGGCCCGAUGCUGAUCUCGAGCAGGCUGGGCUGGACAGGCGCUUGGCCACGGCAGGGGGCGUGUCUGGAUUCUUGAAGAGCCCUCCCCACCUCUGCUGGAGAGAAGUUACCUUGACCCAACCCUAGUGGGCCAGUUUCCACGCCAUGACGCUUUGGCAAGUGGGCACGUAGCAUCAGGGCCCCCAUCACCAGAAAGUACCAAAGCCUUUGGCACCCCACCCUCUCCUCCCCAGCGACCCCAAGUGGGCAACUGCUGUGGCAGCGCGUCCGGCCCAGACGGACACUGCCAGCCUCCUCUCCCUGCGGUGGGCACCAGCUCUACCUCCCCGCGCGGGGCAAUGCCCUGGCUCCUCGGCCCGGCACCAUCUGUCCCCCCUAGACUUCUCAGGGGCCGGCCCAGUCUGGGCCACCCUCUCCCGAGCCCUCAGCUCCCGCGCAGGUGACAGGCCCGGGCUGCUCUCUGGGAAAGGUUGGAUGCUGCCUUAUGCCCCCUUCCAGCCCCUCUUCCCCGACUCAUGCACACAGGCACGCCCCACACCCUGGGCGGCUUGUUCCUCACCACAUACAGGGAGGGGGAGACCGGCCCCUUAGCGGCUUUUGAAAUACGAAGAAAGGUGUGGUCAGGAGCAUGACUGCUGUGCUGGGCUCUUGGGCCCACUUCAGUCUGUCUGUCUCAAAUCUAGGCAUUUUUGCUUCAAUUUUAUUUUAUUUUUUAAGAAAACAAAACAAAAAUCUUCACUAAUUUACCUGGUUUCGUAGGAAAACUUUUUUUUUAUUUUUUACAUUUUUUGGUGUCCGUUUGUAUUGAAUAAUUUGCUACAUUUGUAAAAUGUAAGAGGUAUAUAUAAUAUAUGUAUAUUUCUAACGUAAAAGUAAUUUUUUUCUUUUCAAGAUUUUUUCUUAAGAGGAGAGAAAGAUAUUUUUUCAGGAAAAACAAACUUUAAAAUAAAAAAAGAGGAGAAUAAAACCUAUUUCUCCCCUUUCCCCAUCCUCUCUCUGUCUACCCCUCUUUCCCAGGAACAAGUCAAAAGGUGGAUCGUCUUGUAAAGAAAGUAAACUUUUAGUCCAGAAUGGUGUCUUUUUCUCAAUGCAGUGAGCUGUAGAUUCUCUAGUUUGAGCCCUGGGGAUGGGAAGGGGGGCACUGAGGAACAUGGAGAGGAGCUCGGGGGAGCAGGGUAAUGAAUUUGUUUUCUUUAGUGAAGGAGGAAUACAAUCAAACGUUUUGUAUUCAGAAUGUUGUGCAAUAUUUUGGAAUGGAACAUUGGUGUGUUUAGAGAUUUAGUUUAAAAACAAAACAAAAAGAUUGAUCAAAUCUGUACAGUUUAUAUUGUUCCAGAUUUUUUUAAGUU
Physeter macrocephalus (sperm whale) is the source of this 4557-nucleotide messenger RNA. RefSeq names its product transducer of ERBB2, 2 (gene TOB2). Gene Ontology annotation, molecular function: transcription corepressor activity. The record is from RefSeq and is a predicted model, not a curated record. Gene Ontology annotation, biological process: regulation of gene expression. NCBI's taxonomy places the organism in Eukaryota, Metazoa, Chordata, Mammalia, Artiodactyla, Physeteridae. Gene Ontology annotation, cellular component: cytoplasm; nucleus. The coding region runs from base 744 to 1781 and encodes 345 amino acids. The transcript is spliced from 4 exons.